AUGCGAGAGAGGGCCACCUGGAUGCACCAUCGGGCGCGGCACUGGCACCUUCUGGGCAGUGUCCUCGUCCGGAGGUCAGACCAACGGAACGUGCUAGUGACGAAGGCGAUCCCGGGUGCCGACGGGUGGACCGACCAUCGUCUCAUCAUCUCCAAAAUGCGGAUUCGCCUACAGCCUCGCAGGAGACCUUAAUGCAAGCGACUCCCAGAUAAGCUGGAUAUUGCUUGUUUGUCUUUGUUUGUUCACCACCUUCGGGCUAGCUCAACGGCUAGCCAGCCUUCCAGUGGCCGCCGUUCCCGCGCUGCCGAGAACGUCUCCGUGGAGAACCGAUGGUGUCAACUGCGGGACACAGUCCAGUCAACCGCCCUGGCUGUCCGCGGCCACGCACGAUGCCAACACCAGGACUGGUUCGAUGACAACGACGCCGCCAUCAGCAACCUGAUUACCGAGAAGAACCGCCUGCACAAAGCCUACAUCACUCGCCCCACCGACGACAACAAAGCAGCCUUCUACCGUAGUUGUCGCCUUGUGCAGCAGCGGCCGCGGGAGAUUCGAGACGCUUGGACGGCUCUCAAGGCCGACGAAAUCAAAGAUUACGCUGAUCGCAUUGAAUGGAAGAAUUUCUUUUCCAUGAUCAAGGCUGUCUACGGUCCGCCAACCAAAGGCACUGCAUCUCUUCUAAACGCCUACGGCAGUACCCUACUCACCGAGAAGGCACAAAUUCUGCAGCGAUGGGCAGAGCACUCUAGAAGCGCCCUCAACCAUCCCUUCACCAUCUCUGACGCCGCAAUCCCCCGUCUGCCUCAAGUGGAGACCAACGCCGACCUUGACUUCCCACCCUCCCUCCACGAAACCAUCAGGGCCGUGCAGCAGCUAUCCAGCGGGAAAGCGCCAGGAGCUGACACGUUUUCUGCUGAGAUCUACAAGCACGGUGGCCCGCAACUCAUAAAUCUUCUGAUUACGCUCCUCCAGGAGAUGUGGCGUCAAGAAGUCCCACAGGCCGCCAAGCACGUCACAGUCGCCCAUCUCUACAAGCGGAAAGGUAAUCGCCAGCUCUGCAGCAACCAUCGAGACAUUUCCUUCCUGAACAUCGCCGGGAAGUACUUCGCCUUUAUCCUCCUCAACCGCCUGAACAACCACCUAGAACAAGGUCUCCUGUCGGAAAGCCAGUGCGGCUUCCACCGUCAUCGUGGGACCACGGACAUGAUCUUCGCCGUCAAUCAAAUGCAGGGGAAGUGUUGGGAGAUACGGACUCACGUAUACUCUACCAUCGUGAAUCUGAUUAAAGCCUUCGACACGGCGAAUCCCGAAGAACUUUGGAAAAUCAUGCACAAAUUGGGUUGUCCUGAGCGAUUCGCCCAGAUCGUGCGUCAGCUCUACGAUGACAUGAUGGCGCGACUCACAGACAACGGAGCUGUCUCAGAGGCAUUCGCAGUGACCAACAGAAUGAAGCAGGCCUGA
This is a messenger RNA of Spirometra erinaceieuropaei, 1461 nucleotides long. The record is from the annotation of a GenBank genome assembly. Lineage: Eukaryota; Metazoa; Platyhelminthes; Cestoda; Diphyllobothriidea; Diphyllobothriidae.